AUGGUCGACGGCGACGACGACGCGGCGACGCUGUACGACGAUUUAGUCGACGCGCACGGCGACGACGCGAGGGUGGGCGAUGAUGGGAUCGACGGACGAUCGACGCGGGAGGCGAUCGGGCGGAUGAAUGUCAAAGUUGCAGAGUUGGAGGAAAAACUUCGCGCGAGCGAGGGCGAGCGUGAGGCCCUGCGCGCGCGGUGUGAAAACUUGGAGCGGAACAUGAGUUGCUUGUUUAACACGGCUAUGUUGGAGGUGGAGCGGAAGGAUAAGGAGAUCGCGAGAUUGCGCGAGGAACGCGAGUGA
Ostreococcus tauri is the source of this 303-nucleotide messenger RNA. RefSeq names its product unnamed product. Lineage: Eukaryota; Viridiplantae; Chlorophyta; Mamiellophyceae; Mamiellales; Bathycoccaceae. The transcript has a single exon. The coding region runs from base 1 to 303 and encodes 100 amino acids. The record is from RefSeq and is a predicted model, not a curated record.